This is a messenger RNA of Trifolium pratense (red clover), 2068 nucleotides long. Its product is annotated as flavonoid 3',5'-hydroxylase 1-like. Bases 213 to 1736 code for a protein of 507 amino acids. Gene Ontology annotation, molecular function: heme binding; iron ion binding; oxidoreductase activity, acting on paired donors, with incorporation or reduction of molecular oxygen. The record is from RefSeq and is a predicted model, not a curated record. The transcript is spliced from 2 exons. NCBI's taxonomy places the organism in Eukaryota, Viridiplantae, Streptophyta, Magnoliopsida, Fabales, Fabaceae.
AAGAUUGUUUUACUUGGAUCUUGCAUUUUGCUUACAUCAACAAGUCAUGCACGUGGUACUAACCUAUGCACCUAACACUCUUACCCCCUUAAAUCAAAAUCUUACAUCUAAUUUCCUCAUAUCUUGUCACAAAUCCAAAACUUUCUCUCUUCAUAUAUAAAUAAAUAAUAAUAAUUGCAUUUGGCUAGCUAUCUUCACUUUCACAACACAACAUGACUUUUGAUGUGUUUCUUCUUAGAGACAUUGGUAUCUCACUUUUCAUCUUCUUAAUCUCAUACUUCUGCAUAAGCUUAAUUCUCAAAAACACUUCUAAAAAUCUCCCACCAGGUCCAAAAGGAUGGCCAAUUCUUGGUGUUCUACCACACUUAGGAACCAUGCCACAUGUCACACUAGCAAACAUGGCCAAAACAUUUGGACCCAUCAUGUACCUCAAAAUGGGCACUUGUGACACUAUUGUUGCCUCAAGCCCAAAUGAAGCUAAAGCGUUUCUCAAGACUUUGGAUCACAAUUUCCUAAAUAGGCCCACUAUUAUAGGUGCAACCCAUUUGGGCUAUAACUCACAAGAUCUUGUUUUUGCAAAAUAUGGACCUAAAUGGAAACUACUUAGGAAACUAACAACCUUACACAUGCUUGGUGGAAAAGCCCUACAAAAUUGGGGUAAUGUGAGAGAAAAUGAGGUAAAAAACAUGGUGAGAUCUAUUCAUGAGUUAGGGAUAAAAGGUGAAGCAAUAGAAAUUGGUGAUUUGUUGUGUUGUGCAAUAACAAAUAUGGUGAGUGAAGUUGUACUAAGCAAACGUAUAUUUGCAAAUAAAGGACAAGAAUCAAAGGAGUUUAAGGAAAUGGUUGUGGAGUUUAUGACAAUUUCUGGAGUCAACAUUGGUGAUUUUGUACCUUUUAUUGGUUGGAUGGAUUUAGGAGGUGUGGUUAGUAAAAUGAAAUGUUUGCAUAAAAAGUUUGAUGUGUUUUUGACUAAAAUGAUUGAAGAUCAUGUGAAGUGUGCUCAUGAAAGGAAAGAGAAGCCAAAUUUUUUGGAUAUUUUGAUGGCAAAUGGUGAUGAUCAUUUUGGUGAUGAGAGAUUGAGUUUGUCUAACAUCAAAGCUCUCUUAUUGAAUUUGUUCACUGCAGGGACAGAUACAUCAUCUAGCAUCAUAGAAUGGGCACUUGCUGAAAUGCUAAGAAAUCCAAACAUCUUGUUAAGGGCCCAAAAAGAAAUUGAUCAAGUGGUAGGCAAGGGAAGAAUACUAGUUGAAUCUGACCUAGAAAAAUUACCAUACCUUCAAGCAAUAUGCAAAGAGACAUAUCGUUUACAUCCAUCUACACCCCUUAGUGUUCCAAGAGUGUCAAAUGAAGCAUGCCAAAUUAAUGGUUACUUCAUUCCCAAGAAUACAAGGUUCAAUGUGAACAUAUGGGCCAUAGGGCGAGACCCGAAUAUUUGGACGGAUCCAUUAGAGUUCAAUCCCGAAAGAUUUUUAAGUGGAAAGAAUGCAAAAAUUGAUCCAAAUGGUGUUGAUUUCGAGUUGAUUCCUUUUGGAGCUGGAAGAAGGAUUUGUGUUGGGUAUAGAAUGGCUAUUGUGGUGAUAGAGUACAUUUUAGGCACAUUGGUACACUCUUUUGAUUGGAAAUUACCAAUUGGUGUUGAGCUAAAUAUGGAUGAGGCCUUUGGACUUACUUUGCAAAAGGCGGUGCCUUUGUCGGCUAUGGUUAUUCCGCGAUUGGUGACGAAUGUUUAUGUUUAAGAGAGCUACUAUAUUAUACUCUCAAUAAAUUUUUAAAAUUAAGAUCUCUUUUGAAUUUAUUCAUCCAGACCCAAUGAAAAAUGUGAUUAUUUUUUGUCAUAUGGAUGAGUAAAUUGAGAGGGGUGUAGCUUUUAAAAAAUAAUUGAGGAGAUAAAAGUAGCUCUUCUAGACACAUUAUUUAAUAUCUUGUUUGUCAUAGUUAGUUACAUACUAUUAUGUGAUAAAUUUAGGCCAUUAAAAUAAAGUUUCAAUAAGAUAUAUCAUGACUGUGUAAUAAAUUUUGUGCACGUUAUCAUUAUGAAUAGCCACAAAGUUAUUUUAUCUUCUUUUAA